Leucoraja erinaceus (little skate) is the source of this 2790-nucleotide messenger RNA. RefSeq names its product FES proto-oncogene, tyrosine kinase (gene fes). Bases 190 to 2658 code for a protein of 822 amino acids. Gene Ontology annotation, biological process: chemotaxis; peptidyl-tyrosine phosphorylation; cell adhesion. The transcript has 19 exons. Gene Ontology annotation, molecular function: ATP binding; non-membrane spanning protein tyrosine kinase activity. Lineage: Eukaryota; Metazoa; Chordata; Chondrichthyes; Rajiformes; Rajidae. The record is from RefSeq and is a predicted model, not a curated record.
UACCGUGACUGCCCGGCGGGACCGGGAGGGAGACAGACAGACAGUGUCCGGGACAGAGAGAGACACAGUCGGUGAUUUACUCCGGGAUUUACCGGCGCCCGAUUCCAAGUUUCUAAAAAAAACAUUCUCCGGGAAUCCACAGCAGCGAAGGGCCGAGUGGCCGCUCAGUGACUCCAGACGGUGCGGGGGAUGGGCUUCAGCGAGGACCUGUGGUGCCCGCAGAGCCAUGCGGUGCUGCUGCGGCUGCAGGACUCGGAGCUGCGGCUGCUGGACGUGAUGAAGAAGUGGAUGAGCAGCCGUGUGCGCAGUGACCGGGAGUAUGGCGGGCUGCUGCACCAGAUGUUCACCCAGGCCGAGCGGCAGGAGGGCCUGGCCACGGGGGGAGAGUACCUCAGCCAGCUGGGCAAGUCCUGGGCCACGGUGGUGGGGCAGACGGAGACACUGAGCCGGGUGAUGCGCCGGCACGCGGACGACCUGAGCUCGGGCCCCAUCAACAAGUUGACCUUGCUCAUCCGCGACAAGCAGCUGCUGAAGAAGACCUACAGCGAGCAGUGGCAGCAAGUCCAUCAGGAGCUGCUCAAGCACACACAGAAUGAAAUCGAGAAGUUGAAGUCCCAAUAUCGACAGCAGGCCAAGGAAGUGAACACAGCAAAGAAACGAUAUCAUGAGGCCAGCAAAGACAAGGAGCGGGACAAAAUGAAGGACAAGUACGUGAAGGCCACCAUGAAGAUGCACCUCCUGCACAACCAGUACGUGCUGGCGGUGCGUGCCGCCGAGGUUCACCACCAGCAGUACUACACGCUGGAGCUGCCGGGCCUGCUCGACGCCCUGCAGGAGCUGCACCAGGAGAUGGUUCACAUCCUCAAGGACAUCGUGCAGGAGUACCAGGAGCUGACCAGCCUGGUGCAGGAGGAGGUGGUGACCGUUCACCGGGAGAUCAGCAACGCCAUCGAGGCCAUCGACCCCCUCACUGAGUACAGCAGCUUUGUCCAGCAGAACAGGUCGAUGACGGAGGUGCCCCCGGUUGUGACCUUUGACCCCAGUCUCCUGGAGGAGCUCGACGAGCUGCAGGCGGGAGAGCUGCAGGUGAACGACCUGACCAUCGAGUCUGUGCAGCACAGCCUCACGUCCAUCGAGGAGGAGCUACAGGCCAUGACGGACACCCUGGACAGUCGGCAGGCCACCAGCCGCCAGAUCUCCACCGAGAUUGCCACGGAGGAGCAGUCCGCCGGCUUCCGAUCACGGGUAUACGUGCUGAGCCGCCGCUGCGCGCUGGAGGAGAGCCGGCGGCAGGAGCGGGCACUGAGCUGCGGGCGGGCACGGCUGGACGGGCAGCGGCUGGUGCUGCAGCAGGGGCUGCGGGGGCUGGGGGAUAGUGAAGCCCCCCCCGCUCUGCAGCUGGACGAUGACCGCUACUCCGUCACCUCCACCGGCAAGGAAGGGGUGCGAUCCCUGACCCUGGAAACCCUGAAGAACCACAUCUCGGGACUCUUCAAACCCAAGUUCACCCUGCCGCCCCCGCUGCCCCUGGUGCCGGAGGUGCAGAAGCCACUGUGCCAGCAGACCUGGUACCAUGGGGCCAUCCCCCGCCUGGAGACACAGCAACUACUGGUCACUGAGGGCGACUUCUUGGUGAGGGAGAGCCGGACGAAGGGGGAGUAUGUGCUGUCCGUCAUGUCCACCGGGCAGUGCCGGCAUUUCAUCGUCCAGCAGGCAGACUCACAGUACCGGUUUGAUGGCGACAGCUUCUCCUCCAUCCCACUGCUCAUCGAUAACCUGCUGAAGACCGGCCAACACAUCACCAAGAAGACGGGCGCAACCCUGGUCAAACCCAUCAUGAAGGACAAGUGGGUUCUGGACCACGAGGACGUUCUACUUGGGGACCAGAUCGGCCAGGGUAACUUUGGGGAAGUGUUCAGCGGACGUUUACGGGUGGACAACACGCCGGUGGCCAUCAAGAUGUGUCGAGAGAACCUGCCCUCCGAGCAGAAGAACAAGUUCCUGAUGGAGGCCAGGAUCCUGAAGCAGUACGAGCACCCCAACAUUGUGCGGCUGAUCGGUGUCUGCACCCAGAAACAACCCAUCUACAUCGUCAUGGAGCUGGUGCAGGGAGGGGACUUUGUGUCGUUUCUACGCCACGAGGACAACCGACUGGUCACCAAGGACCUGAUAAAGAUGGCGGAGCAUGCGGCGGCUGGCAUGGGUUACCUGGAGGGCAAGCAUUGUAUCCACAGGGACCUGGCGGCGAGGAACUGCCUGGUGACGGAGAAGAACGUCCUGAAGAUCAGCGACUUUGGGAUGUCGCGGGAGGAGGAGGACGGGGUCUACUCGUCCACGGGUGGGAUGAAGCAGAUCCCCAUCAAGUGGACCGCACCCGAGGCCCUCAAUUACGGUCGUUUCACCACGGAGAGCGACGUGUGGAGCUACGGCGUGCUGCUGUGGGAGACGUUCACCCUGGGCUCCACCCCAUAUCCCCACAUGACCAACCAGCAAACACGAGAGGAGGUCGAGCAAGGCUAUCGCAUGAACUGUCCAGACUCGUGCCCGGAUGAGAUCUACAGCAUCAUGUGCCGCUGCUGGCAGUACGACCCAAAGAAGCGGCCCAGCUUCAGCGCCAUCCACCACGAGCUGGUCGGCAUCAGGAAGAAGUGGAAGUAAAGCCCGCAGACAGGCUGUGGGCAAAUAGCUGCCCCCUCGUCCUGUGUGUGUGUGUGUGUGUCAGGUUGGGUGUGUGUAUGUACGUGUGCGCAUGAGUGUGUGUGUCAGGUUGUGUGAGUGUGUGUGUGAGUG